Messenger RNA from Lolium perenne, 663 nucleotides. RefSeq lists its product as uncharacterized. Lineage: Eukaryota; Viridiplantae; Streptophyta; Magnoliopsida; Poales; Poaceae. The record is from RefSeq and is a predicted model, not a curated record.
AUGAUCGCCGAGGAGAACAAGCCGAUCAUUGGUGCCUCCAUGUCGGGGCGCCGCAAUAUCAAGCCAAGACCGAGGAUGGAAGGCUACUCCAUGCUCUGCGCCAAAUACUUUGCCGACGAUCCAUUGCACGGGGAUGGUGUAUUCCGCUGUCAUUUUUGGAUGAAUAGGAAGCUCUUCCUGAAGAUAGUCAAGAAUUUGAGGGAGAUCGACUGCUUCAAACUAAAGAGAGACGCCGUCGGCGAGCUUGGUUUCUCGACAAUUCAGAAAUGCAAGGUGGCUCUUCGGAUGCUUUCCUAUGGAAUUGCAGGUGAUACAUGUGAUGACUAUCUGCGCAUGCAAGAGUCCAUGGCCAUUGAUUUCAUGUAUAGAUUCUGCAGGGCAAUUGUGACGGCAUGGAAGAACUGUCCAUUUGCACAGCAGGGCAUAUAUAAGGGACACAAGGAUGCAUGCCGUGUGGUGCUUGAGGCAGUGGCUGAUCAGGACCUGUGGAUUUGGCAUGCGUUCUUCGGCAUGGCAGGAUCACGCAAUACUAUAAAUGUGGUGCAAUGCUCCGAUGUGUUCCAAAAGCUUGUCGAAGGCAAUGCCCCUCCGGUGCAGUUGGAGAUCAAUGCCCACCAAUAUGACAAGGGAUACUAUCUUGCAGAUGACAUCUAUCCAAGAUGA